GCCAGGCCCGACGCGCCGUGGCAGCUGACUCCAUUCGUCUGACCCAGCCGGGCUUGACUCUGUCUAGGCGCGCCAUGUUCGCGCGUGGGUCCCGGAGGCGCCGCUCCGGGCGUGCGCCUCCGGAGGUAAAGGACCCUGCCCACGGCCAGCCUUGCAAUUCCUGCAGGGAACAGUGCCCAGGCUUCCUACUGCACGGCUGGAGAAAGAUCUGCCAGCACUGCAAAUGCCCGAGGGAGGAGCAUGCUGUGCACACUGUGCCUGUGGAUCUAGAGCGCAUCAUGUGCCGGCUCAUCUCAGACUUCCAGCGCCACUCCAUUUCUGAUGACGACUCAGGCUGUGCCUCAGAGGAGUAUGCCUGGGUACCCCCUGGCCUUAAGCCGGAGCAGGUUUACCAGUUUUUCAGUUGCCUUCCAGAGGACAAGGUCCCCUAUGUCAACAGUCCUGGGGAGAAAUACAGGAUAAAGCAGCUGCUGCACCAGCUACCCCCACACGACAGUGAGGCACAGUACUGCACGGCCCUGGAAGAGGAGGAGAAGAAAGAGUUGCGAGCCUUCAGCCAGCAGAGGAAGCGGGAGAAUCUGGGACGGGCCACUGUUCGAAUCUUCCCAGUGACCAUUACUGGAGCCAUCUGUGAGGAGUGUGGAAAGCAGAUCGGAGGUGGGGACAUUGCAGUCUUUGCCAGUCGCGCAGGCCUUGGGGCCUGUUGGCAUCCUCAGUGCUUUGUGUGUACGACAUGCCAGGAGCUUCUGGUUGACCUCAUCUACUUCUAUCAUGCUGGCAAGGUCUACUGUGGGCGCCACCAUGCUGAAUGCCUGCGCCCUCGCUGCCAAGCGUGUGAUGAGAUCAUCUUCUCCCCGGAAUGUACGGAGGCGGAGGGCCGACACUGGCACAUGGGUCACUUCUGCUGUUUCGAGUGUGAAGCGUCGUUAGGAGGGCAGCGCUAUGUCAUGCGUCAGAGCCGCCCCCACUGCUGCGCCUGCUAUGAGGCCCGCCAUGCAGAAUACUGUGACGGCUGUGGGGAACACAUCGGCCUGGACCAGGGCCAGAUGGCUUAUGAGGGCCAACACUGGCACGCAUCAGAUCGCUGCUUCUGCUGUAGCCGUUGCGGUCGACCUCUGCUGGGCCGCCCUUUCCUGCCACGCCGAGGCCUAAUAUUCUGCUCACGAGCCUGCAGCCUUGGGUCUGAGACCACCACUCCAGGGCCUGGCCGACGCAGCUGGAGCGCCGGCACCGUCACCGCACCGCUCACAUCAUCCACAGCUUCAAUCUCGGCUGUGGAGGGGACAUCAGAGACAGCCAGCAAAGGCACUUGUACCAAGGCAGAGCCUGCUGCAGACCCUGAAGAGCCCUCCCAUUUUUUGAGAGGGGCCCCCCACCGCCACUCUAUGCCUGAACUGGGUCUCCGCAAUGCUCCUGAGCCACCCACAGAAUCCCCUGGCCAUCCUGCCCUGCACCCAGAUGAUAACACCUUUGGUCGCCAGAGUACGCCUCGUGUCAGCUUCCGAGACCCUCUGGUAUCUGAAGGAGGUCCACGAAGGACCCUUAGUGCACCUCCAGCCCAGCGCCGCAGACCUCGAAGUCCCCCACCCAGGGCCCCCAGCUGCCACCACCACCACCACCACCACCGCCGCCGCCGGCGCCAGCGGCACCGUCGCCGAGGGAGCCACCAUCAUCACCACCAUUCUGGCAGACAUGGCCACCAUCGCUGUGACUUGGGAUCAGGUUCAGAUUCAGGAUCUUGUUCCAGCUCACCCUCCAGCCCCAGUUCAGAGUCUUCUGAGGAUGAUGGCUUCUUCCUAGGGGAACGUAUCCCACUGCCCCCUCACCUCUGCAGGCCCAGGACCACUCAGGACACAGCAACUGAAACCUUUAACUCCCCAGCCCAGCCACUUAUCCAGGAGUCUCCCCCUGCAAUGCCUCGCCAGACCCGGGACAAGAACUGCAUCGUGGCUUGAAGGAAGGCAGCUUUAGAAGGAAUUCUACUUUUCUAAAGUCAGUGUAAAUGAUGAUUGUCCUAAACUAAGUCAUGGUCCCCUUCUGCACUCCAUCUUGUUUGUAUUGGCAAAGCAAUGUAAUAGUUGUUAAAGAAACGCCUGGCUUCUUUGUUCCAA
Messenger RNA from Arvicanthis niloticus (Nile rat), 2111 nucleotides. RefSeq names its product prickle planar cell polarity protein 3 (gene Prickle3). NCBI's taxonomy places the organism in Eukaryota, Metazoa, Chordata, Mammalia, Rodentia, Muridae. Gene Ontology annotation, molecular function: zinc ion binding. The record is from RefSeq and is a predicted model, not a curated record.